AGUUUCCUUUGGCGCCAGUCCUGCAUGGAAUGUUGUAGCGAAGUGUUUGUGUUGCAGUGAUAACAGUGUCCGCAAUCAAGAAAUUGUGUAUUAACUUCCAGACAUUUUAUGAAGGAUAAUUAACAGGAUCAAAACCCACGCUUGUUCAGUCUGAGUGUGAAGUAACAUCCGUCGCAAGUGUUCAUGACGUAGUGACGUGUUCGUGAUAUGGCGCCCAGUUUUCGGACGCUACUUCUGGUGUUUCUGGCGUCGUGCGACUUCACCCUAGCCCACGUGGCUUUGACGUACCCGCCUGCAAGAAAGUACGAUCUCGACUUCUUGGACAACUCGAGAACCAAAGGACCAUGUGGGAUGCCGAAAGGAUCGAUCCGCACGACACUGUUGGCCGGUUCCACUUUCAAUGUGACGUGGCAUCUUGCUUAUCCACACAGGGGAGGCUACAAAUUGCAAGUAUUGGAUACCUUACAGCGACCAGUUCUUGAUCUUACUCCUGUAACAGCAGACUCUGAAUUUGUUAAAAAUGAUGUAACAGCACAGUCACAUUUUGUGCAGUUGCCACCUGACUUCAACUGCAGUGACUGUACAAUACGUUUGAUGAGGCAAGCUGAGGAGUGGGGUAAAUCCUAUCGUUUCUGGACCUGUGCUGAUGUGGACAUCCAUUCAAAAAAAGAAUUUAAAGAAGACUGCAGUGGUCACGGACGCUACCUGCUGUCAAAAUGUCGUUGUGAUCGACUGUAUUAUGGUCCUCGUUGCCAAUACAAGGAUGAAUGUUUUGAUAAUAAUGAUUGCGGAGACAGAGGGAUAUGUAUUAAUAUUGAAGCCACUACAGCUCCUCGGAAGCAGUGUUAUUGUGAAAUGGGGUGGUAUGGACCAGAGUGUACAAAACGUUCUCCAGUCAAAUCUAUGGAUCUAGACUUCACUGCAUAUAGCAAACGAGAUUUGAGUAGCACUUUUACGUUAUAUUGGAAAAUCAUGCGGGAACAGCAAGAGUUGGAAGUAGUGAUGGUUGUGAAUGGUACAAGUUAUGUUGGUCUGGGUUGGCGACCACGCCAUCUAACAGCUUCAUGUCGCAACUUCCCAUACUUGGAGGACCCAGAAAACAAAGAUGGAAAGCAAAACACUGAAACGGUAAUAGGUAGACCUGAACCUCAUCCUGAACAUUCAGGAAAACCAGAACCUACCACUGAACCUGAACCAACCAGCAAAUCAGAGCCAAGCAGUGAACCUGAACCUAAAGUGGAACCUGAACCAGGACAUACAGAGAAAGCCAAGCAUAACAAAGUUGUUUCAUCUCGCGAAACCAAGAACUACAACAGUUCACCUGCCACAGACACAGAUGUAACUGUAGAAACAAGUGUGUCUUUCAGAGUCAGUUCUUCUCAAGGUCGUAGGAGGAGAGAGACUCCGAAACAGAAUAACACUCAGGGUAAAACAUCUGCAGCUGAACUGGAGCCAAGCUCAGAACCUGAGCCCAAAUCUGAGCCAGAACCAAGCUCAGAACCAGAACCUGUUUCAGAAUCAGUUUCCAAGCCCAAGUCUAGCCUGCCAAAUUCCAUAUCACACACAACACACAGAUCUAAAGCACAACCUGAACCAACAUCAGAACCUGAACCAACUUCAGAACCUCAACCAAGCUCAGAGCCUGAACCAACUUCAGAACCUGAACCACAUGCAGAACCAGAUGCAAAACCUGAACCAAAUUCUGAGCCUGAACCUGAAUCCAAACGAGAGUCAAAUUCAAAAUAUCAAACUGAGAAGGAAGGAACCUCAAAGUCCAGUCUUCAAGAGCCCAGCAGCAUAACCUACACUCAUCCUUAUGCACCUCACCAUGAUUUCAAUGCCAUGGAUUGCACAGACAUAGUUAUUGGAUCUGCCCGAGGAACAGCAAGUCGCAUCUGGGAUUAUUAUACACGAGACCGGUCUACACCACGGUUUGACACUUUCUGGGGAGGUAAAAAUGAUCUCACUGCUGCCAUGGGAUUUGAAAAGGAUGGCAUUACAACAAUCUUGUUCAGGAAGAAGCUGAAAGGGGCAGAGCCAACAGAUCACUCAAUAGAAGAGGAUUUGAUGCAUGUCAUCUGGUCCCAAGGGCAGGAACCAGAUCAUUAUAUCCACAAUCCAAAGUCAGGACUGGAGCGGGAUUUUGCAUCUGUGAAAGAUUUUUACCGUCAAGAUGAGCUGAAGUAUCAUGGUCAUGGCACCCAAAGAGGACAGACUACACUCAAUUUCUUUGAAGAGACAGUCCGUCAGUCAGAGACAUCAACAGUGAUAGAUCCUAGUAUCUGUGGUGGUCACUGGCGGACACCACGGAACUGUGACCCAGAGCAACACAACUGUGAAUAUUAUGCUAAGUGGGAGCAUCUGCCCAAGAAGGAUGAAAUUCACUUCACUAUUGAAACUAAACACACUACUACAUGGACAGGAAUAGCAUUCUCAAAUGAUACAAAGAUGUCCCAGACUGAUGCCAUCUUGGGUUGGGUGGACAGUAACGGACGUGCAUUCCUUAUGGAUACGUGGAUUGGAGGUUAUACAUCCCCACUGCUUGACACAUCACAAGACAUCUACAACGCAAGUGGCCGUAUUGUAGAUGGCGUCACUACAUUAAGUUUUACAAGGAAGAGAUUGUCUUCAGAUUCAAAGGAUGUUUCCUUCACAGAGGACCAGUGCUUCUAUUUCAUGUUUCCAGUUAGGGGUGGCAUGUUUCAUUCUGUCAACAAAAAGAUACGGAAGCACGAGAUAACACCCAGUGUUUCAGCUGACAGGAUCUGCAUCAGGCCGUGUGUCAGAGACACAAACUCGGUGUUGGUGACUUCAACUACCACUCCUCCACGUCUUUCCUACAAUGUGGAAGUGAAGCUGGUGAACCUGGGUGAAAAUUUCCAGAUACCAAAACCUGGUUCCCCCGAGUAUGACAUUCUUUCCAAUACAGUCAGUAGCGGUUUCAGUGGUGCCUUGGGAAAGCUGCCUGGAUUCUAUAAGCUUCAUGUCAACCAAUUUCAAGAAAUUGAUGGCAAAGUGCUUGCCAAAAUGAAUGUGAUCAUGGAUAAGGCACAAUAUGAGAAAGGGAGAUCUCUCAAAGAGGAUUUGAAUCCAGUGGAGAAGGUGCUGCAGGAGACUGUUACGACAGGCAGAGCUGGAAACCUUGCUGUUGAUCCAGGGUAUCUAGUGUUCGAGUCACAGGGAUUGACAUCUACUAUUCCCAUUGAAGGGGAGUCUCAGAAUGGAGGACUGCUGCUGUCAGCGACAAAACUAUACAUUGUCAUUGGCUGUAUUGCGGCUCUGGUUUUGAUUGCUGUUAUUCAAGCAGGAUGUACCAUUUACAAGACAGCACGGAAUCCUUCCUCCCAUCAUAAGGAUCACCUACUUCCAAAUUCUGCCUGGAAAGAUUAUUCUGCUGCCAACACGAAUUAUGCUUUUGAAGCAUUUGAGUCUGAAGAGAAGCCUACAGGACCAUCAGGAACAUUACCUAACAACAGUUCCUCUCGUGCACUGGGAGGCCCACACAAACCACUUACUGCUAUGGCACACAACAGUGGUGGCUACCAAAACAAUGGAGGGCAUUAUGCUGACACAAGGUCUCUGCAGCGUCCACGAGGUGGUGGUGGUGGUUACCAGGUGCCUGGUCCUAUAGAGCGGACCACAUACUCCCUUCCUAGAACAGUGCAUCAGGCUGGAGGAGCCGGCCCCCCUCAUAAUGGCUAUUACACGCAAGAUCGACAUCGUGGACCACCUCGUCCACACAAUGAACUACAACCUGAUUUUUACUUCAUGCCUUCCCAGAGGAAGUAUUCAGGAGAAGUGGUUAGGGUAUAUGUAGAUUACAAUAAGUAGUACUCUCUAGAUGUCUAUGGAACCAAUUCAGUAACCAGGAAGAAAUGGAUUUAAGAGCAGGUAGACUUCAGUGGUUACCUGAUCUUAGGGAACAUGCUGGUACCUCAGCAAGUUGUGUGGAAGUAAGUUAGUAGCUGUCGGCUUGACGAAGUUAGUGUUUGUGAAUGCCAUUCCUUCAGUUACGAAGUUACAGCAUGUGCCUGAAGAAGUGAAUGUUCUCGUGUUAAGAAUGAGUGAAGUGUGUAAGUACGGGCUUGAAACUUGUCAUUCCAAACAGGACCUCACACUCUGUGAUGUAGAUAUUGCACUUACAGAUACACUUUGUUUGAAGACAGAAUUACAUGACAAUUUUAAGCUAAAAACUUGGAGAUUGUCAAAAUAGUGCAGAAAUGAAUCAAUCCUUGCUCAAAGAACGUGAACUUCAUACAGAAACAUCAGAUGAAAACUCUCCCCAUGUCAUCUAAAUUGGUUUCAUCAAAUUGUAGCUAAGAUGUACAUUAAGAUACUAACAAAUCCCAGUUUUCCCUCCUCAUUUCUGUUUUAUCUGUCCUAAUAGUUAAACCUAUUUUCUGAUUAUGUUGACUGAAUCAGACAGUUUAUGAGAGUUUUAUCUCCUUAUGCUCAAUAUUACACCUGCAAGACCUUAUAUCUGUGUAAUUACUUUACUGUUCUUACCACAUAUUUAAAUGUUCCUGCAAGCA
Zootermopsis nevadensis is the source of this 4532-nucleotide messenger RNA. It is a transcript of the gene nahoda, whose product is annotated as DOMON-like domain-containing protein nahoda. Lineage: Eukaryota; Metazoa; Arthropoda; Insecta; Blattodea; Termopsidae. The record is from RefSeq and is a predicted model, not a curated record.